AUGUAUUUGGGCUUGUCCUAUUAUGAGGUCCGACAGUCUUAUAGUAAAGUUGGCACUCAAUACCUAAACGUUGACGUGGACAUUGAAGCAGGUGAAGAAGCUUCUAGUACUGACGGGAUAAUCGAAUUAGAACAAAUCGAGUAUGCAGAAAGUGAAACAUCAGUUCAAUUAGCAGAAGAAGACUUUAUGGAUGUUGAUGUAGUUUUGGAAGAUUUGAAGAAAGAUGAUAAAAUUGAAGCUAUUUUGCCUAUUUCACCUAACUUGAAGGAUAUUUCUGAAAGGAUUAGUUUAGCAAAAGUGGCAGAAGAAAAAGAAAAAAUUGCAAAGGAGGAGAAAGGUGACAAAAAAAUUUUUUAA
Messenger RNA from Meloidogyne enterolobii, 357 nucleotides. Lineage: Eukaryota; Metazoa; Nematoda; Chromadorea; Rhabditida; Meloidogynidae. The record is from the annotation of a GenBank genome assembly.